This is a messenger RNA of Alosa sapidissima (American shad), 789 nucleotides long. It is a transcript of the gene fam241a, whose product is annotated as family with sequence similarity 241 member A. The record is from RefSeq and is a predicted model, not a curated record. The coding region runs from base 143 to 553 and encodes 136 amino acids. The transcript has 2 exons. Gene Ontology annotation, cellular component: intracellular membrane-bounded organelle. NCBI's taxonomy places the organism in Eukaryota, Metazoa, Chordata, Actinopteri, Clupeiformes, Clupeidae.
GGAGCCUAGGUGGCAGGAGAGUCACCAACGUGCUGGCCCGGAAGACUCCAAACAUUUCCUCCCACUGCCGUAGCGUUGGGUACUUUCAACCUCUCGCAGAGGAGAACUUUAAUGAAAUAAUAUUGCAACAAUUUGGUUUAAAAUGUCGACCGAAACGUCCACUGUAAAUGAUGUCCCAGAACUUCAUCGUCGUCUCGCAGAGUUAGAUCGGAGGUAUGGGUACCUCUACCCUGCUAACAUGAAUUCUCACAGGCUAACGGAACAGCGGGUCAGGCCGCGACCCCGUGCCGCGCCCAGACCCCAGGCUGAAAGAGCGCCUGUUGUUCCAGAACCAGCGGCAACGGAAGUUGACGAUUGUGAGCGCUUGGGUACGUUCUUCGGUGAGCUGAACAAGUGCCUGCGACAGAUAGGAUUCACGCAGCUGUACUUCGGGGAGAAGAUCGUGGAGCCAGUGGUGUACCUGCUCUUUUGGGCAUUGAUCUGGUUUCUGGGCAUCCAGGCGCUGGGCUUGGUCGGAACCCUGUGCAUUGUCAUCAUCUACAUGCAGAAGUAGCCUAAUAAUCUACAGUCACCCACAAGUCAGACUGGGCAAAACGUGAAGGAAAUGUAUACGUUUGCAGUGUGCCUCCCUCACUGUGUGUGCGUGUGUGAGUGAGUGAGACCUAUGAAGAGUGAGAGAGCGUACAAGAGGCACAUGCCUACAUAUCAAACUGUCUACCCAAUAGCUAGUAAGAUACAAAAUAGAGGUAAUGCUUUCUAACGGGUUUUUCUACCUUGAGUUUUUUUUUU